Molecule: messenger RNA, 7491 nt
Organism: Aspergillus nomiae NRRL 13137
Lineage: Eukaryota; Fungi; Ascomycota; Eurotiomycetes; Eurotiales; Aspergillaceae
Product: 1-phosphatidylinositol-3-phosphate 5-kinase FAB1
Exons: 3
Coding region: 1-7491 (2496 amino acids)
Biological process (GO): phosphatidylinositol phosphate biosynthetic process
Cellular component (GO): fungal-type vacuole membrane; endosome membrane
Molecular function (GO): 1-phosphatidylinositol-3-phosphate 5-kinase activity; metal ion binding; ATP binding
Source: RefSeq, a predicted model, not a curated record
AUGGCUUCACAGCAGUCUCAAGGGACGUCAAGUCCAUCCGCAUCAUCGAUCUUUCUUCCGCUAGGACGACGGGGCUCUCGGGCAUCUUUAUCAACACACGCCGAACGGAAGGGCCUAAACGCUGCACUAGACCAGAUUCAUACGGCAGCUUAUCAGUCCGAUUCUCUUACCACAUUUAACGACUUUACCAAUCCACCCGCUCCCACUUCUGCGACUGAAGAAAAAAGCUUCUCAGGCGAGCUACAAGGAGGCUUGAGUGGGUUAUAUAGUCGGUUUCGAACAUCUGUGGGCGGGGUCAGGGACAUUGUAAGCGGCGUGGGAAGAUCGCUAGACAGAUCCUCCACUGAGGACCAUGGAAUAAGAAGUCCUCCGUCGGAGCGCUCCGUCUCGAAAUCUGCUCAUGGCUCGACAGCUUCCAUACCGGAUUCUCAGCAGUACCUACCGGGUUCAUCUCAGGGCUCAAGAUUACACUCACCAACGUCUGUAACUCACCAAUCUACGCAAGAUGGCUUACCUCCACUACUGGCUGGGAAGGGUUCCAGGCUUUCGUCGAAAACUGCGAGUAUAUCCUCAAAGGCCUCAGUCUCACCCUCACCUGCAAUGAAAUCUCCUGUUGUGCCGUUGCCCAAAAGCACGACUAAUUCAGUGGCUGUAGACCCGACAGUUACUGAGCUUCAUGUCAACGCUAUCAAGGAACCUCAUAACUCGAGCAAUAACUCCGUGAAUCUCUCCUCUCACAGCUUUCAAUCGAUCGAUUCAGUUAGCACAGACAAAGAAGAUGGCCCUCUCACUGCGUCUAUAAGCUCUUCAGGGUGGAGCCAACGAAUAUCACAUUCCCCGGUCUUGCAGGCGAAGACCCAGCAUUUCUCGCUUGAAGGCUCGGGCACUUCAGAUGUUAGCAGGUCAUCUACAACGAACAGUCAGGUCCCGGAUAGUUUUAAGAGAUCAGAUAGCCAAGUCACUCAUGAGUUAGAUACAUCAAUGUCUGGUCCGGUGCGAAAAGCGAGGCAUUCAGUCGAAGGAGUACACGAUGGAAAAGAGAGAAUCAGGUCGAAUUCAGGGGCUUCGUUCAAUCCAGAUAAAUCUGUUGCUGCUCCAGUUUCUGCAGCGAGUAAUGUCUCUCAAUUCCCCGGUAAUACUGACAACUCGUUUCCCGAUAUUCAACCUCCAUCUACUGCUGCGACACAUAUACCAGUGGUAGAGAGGGAGGGAGAAUCCUCAAAGGCACUUGUCAAGAAUAAACCCAAGGAAAGACUCGUUCUUCCAAGCUCGAGCCGCUUACCGGGAUAUGUGGUUUCUCAAGCCUCCCCAAGCGAGAUAUCGAUGGGCUCUGCUGCUGUUACUCCGCUGGGCACAACGGUGGACUACGGCCCCAGUCAGGAUGGCCGUAGCUGGCGUUCUCAUGGGACUGGUGAUGGUGUUAUGUCUCAACUCCGGAGUAAACUGCUCAGUAAAGAUUUUUGGAUGAGAGAUGAGAACGCAAAGGACUGCUUCCAUUGCGGCGAGCCUUUCUCUACUUUUCGACGCAAGCACCACUGUCGGACCUGCGGCCAAAUAUUCGACUCAAAAUGCACACUGCUAAUCCCUGGAGACAGAUUCGGCCAACCGGGCACUAUACGUGUCUGCAAGCCGUGUGAAGCUAUGAUUAAUGGGCAUGAUGAUGAUUCUUCGGAGUUCUCAGAUAGCGAACAGAACCCAGUUGUGGUCAAUCCUCGAGUCUCCGAUCUGGGUUUGGGAAGUUACCCGCGUCCCACUGCCGACGACGAUGACACGUCCUCUAUAAUCUCGCAAUCGAUAGAUCAUGUUAUGAAAACACCAACAAUGGCCAUCCCGGCAACAAGACGGGCAGGUGAAGGCCAUAAUCGCCGGUCGGCUAUCCUAGAGAUCAGCCCAGAUCGGCCAUUAGCAAGGCCAACAUCCUCAAGAUCGCUCAAGUCAUCUCUCAGUGGGAGGACUCAUUCAAUGGGUCAUAAGCGCCACCACUCUCGUCAGCAGUUUAUUCGAAACUUCAAGCCUUAUCAUGAUGAUCGAGCCCCCUUCCAGAGGCGGCAUGUAGAGGACACUGCCCUUGAAUCACGACUACCUGCAUUCCACAAGGACAACAUCAUCGACCCAGAUCUGGCACAGUACCUCUCUGAUGAUGCUUCGAGUGGCGACGAGCAGCCAAGCCUGCUAUCAGCCGUAUCAGAAGGGUCAUUGUCUAAAAGCGGUGGUGACAAUGAAAGAACAACGUUUGGAGGGUUUCUCGCUGCCAUGAAAAAAGGCAGAUCUGCAUUUGGGGAUAGGAGCAUUGCAAACUACAGCCAUGUCGGUCGCGAACCAGAUGAGGGUAGCAUCAGCAGCUCGAGAGCAGUAAACCUCCCUCGUCCUCGCCGGCGUAAUCUUAGCGUUGCGAGCAGUGUUCACCAACGCCCCUCGCCCAGGGCGUCCAAAGACAGUGUUUUCAACCCACAAGACUCUUCAACUACUGCCCACGUAUUCCCUACUGGGGCGAAUACUAGCGGGUUUAAAAUGACAAGAAGCUCGUCUAUGAGAGGAGCUGGUGCCCCGCCGGUAGAAUUGAACAAGGCUAGCCUACAACAUGUUCGCAAGCUCCUCCGGCAACUUCUGAAAGACGCUUCGAUACCCCAUGCCCAGAGCUGGGAGACUGCUCUGCUUCCCAUACUCCUGAAAGCGGCAGAUGAGGUUGAUCCAGACGUUCAAGGUGGCGACGAUAUGGAUAUUCGUCACUACGUAAAACUCAAAAAGAUCUUGGGCGGUCGACCUGGGGAUACUUCCUAUGUAUCCGGCUUAGUUUUCACCAAAAACCUUGCCCUCAAGAGCAUGUCGAGGUGCAUCCCGCAGCCGAAGAUACUGAUAAUUGCUUUUCCACUCGAAUAUGCCCGUCAUCAGCAGCAUUUUAUGAGCUUGGAGCCUGUCAUUCGCCAGGAACGUGAGUUCCUCGAGAAUUUAGUAAGCAGGAUAGCUGCUUUACGACCUAACCUGCUCCUGGUUGAGAAGAAUGUCUCUGGGCUAGCUCUAGAGUUGCUGGACAAAGCCAAAAUUGCAACGGCAUACAAUGUCAAGUCUUCUGUUCUUGAAGCUGUAUCACGAUGCACCCAAACUAGGAUAAUCACUUCCAUGGAUAAACUUGUUACCACUCCUGUGACUAGCGAGUGCGGCAGUUUCGAUGUCAAGACAUAUGUCUACAACGGACGCAAGAAAACAUACAUGUAUUUGUCCGGCUGUCGCAAAGAGCUCGGGUGUACAAUUGUUCUUCGUGGUGGUGAUAGUGAAGUUCUCUCGAAGGUGAAACGGAUUACCGAGUUCAUGACCUAUGUUGUGUACAACCUUAGGUUGGAGACUUGCCUAAUGAGAGAUGAGUUUGCUCAGAUGCCGGCGUCAUCCGAAACCGAAGCCGAUAGGGUGGCCAUUGAUGCAGCACGCUCAAGUGUCUUAGCUACAGCGAAUAACUGUGGGGAGAAAUCAGGUUCCCCUCCAUCAAGCCAGCAGCAGGAUUCGAAUGAGAAGAAUGAUGGAUCUAUCACAGAAAAGUCCACUGUUGCCAGUGAGGUCACAGAAGUGCCUGAUGACGUUCCCAUGCCGACGUACUACCAGGACUUCGUGCAUGAUAGUGAGGUAAAGAUUCUCUCUGCCUCUCCGUUUGUCAAAUUUGAGCCUCCUUACCUGCUUAAACGCGCAAGAGAAAUGGAACGGAGGCUAGCCUACUUGAAACGCCUGCGAGACCAGAACCUUAACUUUGACCCAUCAUUAGAUGAGAAAACUAGGUCACAAAAGUUUGUUCUUGUAACUCCUGAGAUGGUCCAUGAAUCACCUCAAGAUGCUUCCCCGAAAGUAAAAGAGGUUUUGCAUGCGGCUCAUGACGCCGAGUAUGACAGAGCCCUGCAUAACUAUCAAACUCAGAAACGUCAAUGGGAAGCCUAUAUCGCUGGAGCAGCGGGCGUUUUUGACCCAUAUGCACAUCAGAAUAUUGUCGUUCUCUUCAGUCUUGUCUGCACUACGUCGUCAAUUCCUUGCUCAGGCCCGGACCUUCUUGCCUUGGAGUACUAUAACGAGCACGGUGAUGACGCGAUGUUUGAACCCGAUUGUGCGCUUGGCCAAUAUGUUGAGGAUCUAUGCCUCAAUGCCAAUGCUAUUUGCAAUGUAAAUGGUUGUGAAAAGCGGAUGUUUGAACAUCACCGUCAGUACGUACAUGGAGAAGCCCAAAUAAGUGUUUUCAUUCAACCGUAUCCUUCGAAACUCCGCGGGCUUCAGGACACAAUUCUGAUGUGGAGUGCCUGCAAAAUAUGUGGGAACGAAACCCAGGUCUUCCCUAUGUCGGAAAGCACGUGGAAGUAUUCGUUUGGGAAAUAUAUAGAACUGUCCUUUUGGAGCAAGAAUCUUCAUGCUCGGGCUGGCGUCUGUCCGCACGAUUUGCAGCGUGACCACCUCCGCUACUUCGGCUUCAAAGAUGUUGCCUUACGCAUCCACUACGACCCCAUCAAUCUACUCGAGAUCAUUGUUCCAAGGACACGGGUUACGUGGAAAGUUGACAACGAUUUAAAGCUCAGAAAUGACAUUUACCUCAAGAUUGAACAGCGUCUGAACAAGUUCAUGCUCUCUGUCAAAGCGCGCUUGAAAGGCAUUAAUGUUGAUAGUGUCAUUCCCAAGCUAGCAGAAGAUUGCAAGAGAGAAGUUGAAGCCCUAACCAAAAAGGCUAACGACGAUCAUUCAGCUUUAAUCAAACAAUUACAAGACAAGUAUAUCAACUCCCGUUAUUGGGAGAUUACUCCUCUGAACGAAGUGGCACGUUUUGCUCAGGAGAAAGUUGUUGAGUGGGAUACUGCAUUUGCGGAAUUCGAAAAGAACUUCUUUCCUUCCGAGAAGGAUAUUAGGAGACUGGCAACAUUGCAGUUGAAGAAAAUAUUUCUGGACAAGGAUGCAUCUGUUACUUCUCUUACCUCAACUGAAGAAGCCCUGACCACGCCUACGGAACCUGAGAGUGAGAAUACCGAGGAGCCGGAAAAGCCACGGCAGAUGCGUCGCAUGACUUUGUCUCCGGAGAAGACGCAAGAUGUCCUAGUAUCUGUCGUUGAAGAACACUCAGGCAAAGAGCAAAAGGCCGAGAGCCAAGACAAUGGCCCCGCGAAGGUUGAAGAAACUGAUACACCCAGCCCCUCACCUGCACCAGAGGAAAGGCUGUCAUCUUCUCCUGCAGACGAAGCCUUAGCGAAAAAAGAAGUGCAGCACCUGGACUUGGCGUUGCCUUCAAAUCAAUUUGAACAGACGCUCGUGGAUGUGAAUGCUCAGAGCACGGUGGAUAAACCCGAAGCAGCACCAUUGGAAGCCGAUUCGAGUAAAGGCGCCUUGGGGGCCACCAUUCCCGAGCAAGGAGACCCCCAGGCACUAAGCCAGCGGAACUGUGAUGCUGAAAAGCCGAUGCACUCUCCCAAUUCUCCUCCAAAUCAACACCGCUCAGCAAUUCCACGGCCAGCUGAGGGUGUUACUAGGCGUAAUGCAAAGGCAACUUCUCCACCACUGUUCCGUGCUCAAUCACAGCCAGCGCAGCUCCAGAAGGAAACAGGGUAUGACAGUAAUCCCCUGAAAGGGUUCAGAAUCACCCCUGGGAGGAUUGGUGGUCGCGACGACCGGUUCGGUUUAAAUGCCUUCCGAAAUGGAAGACUCACGCCCGGUCCAUCUUUAAUACCUCGCUCGAUACCGACAAGAAAGGGUCACACGCGUGUUUCUUCUCUGGCCAAGCAUUUCGAGCAAUUGAGCCGAGAAUUCGAAAAGGAGCGGCAACGUGAAAGAGCCCAGAGAGCCGCCAAGCGUUCACAAUCUCGAGCAUUCCCGCUCGCAAGUUCAAAGCCGAUUGUGGAAGUGUACAAAAAUGUUAGAGAGGCCGUUGAGGAACGAGAGCCUUCGGGUGAAGGGGAGGACCUCCUCUCGUCCACGUCACGGACUUCCAUAGACGACUCAAGCAAAGACGGCGAAGCACUCCCAGCACAAUCGUCGCAAGAAGAACAAAGAAAAGAUCUUAUUUCGCAAGAGCCAUCAACCACGCAAGUGGAAACUGACAGCCUCAUUCAGAAUACGGAUCCAAUCCUCUCAGAGGGCGAAACAGAGGAGGUACAUAGCGAUGAAGAUCGCUCUUCAGUGAAUGGGCUACAAGUUACAGACUCAAAUGAAGAACUACCCAAGAUGUCACCGGAAGAUGAACAACUCGACCUGAAAGAGUUCCCAAAACACGAAAGGAGCACGCUUCUGAAACUCCUAACGAACUUCUGGUCGGAGCGUUCUGCCAGUGGAUGGACUCCCCUCGAAUAUCCACUGACUAUGUCCGACCAUGUCUUUGCAGAUUGCGAUAUUAUCGUACGCGAGGAUGAGCCGAGUUCGCUCAUUGCGUUCGCUUUAGACUCUCACGAUUAUAAAGAGAAGCUGGCAAGCAUCCAGAGACGCUACGAGGAGCUCGAUGAGAAAGACACGGAUCUUGGGGAAGGGCCAGAAGCUAUGAAUGAAGCACGGGUUGAGCAUGCUCUUUUGAGAUGUACGGGGACGCACCUCAAGUAUCAAUUCCAGGAAGGUCAGGCAAAAAUGCUUUGCAAGGUGUUCUAUGCCGAGCAGUUCGAUGCUUUGAGGAAGAAGUGCGGAGUUGCCGAGCGUAUUGUUGAAUCACUAUCCCGAUGUGCGAAAUGGGACUCAAAGGGAGGGAAAACAAAAUCCAUUUUCUUGAAGACGCUGGACGAUCGUUUCAUUCUGAAAUCGCUGUCGACUAUUGAGACCCAGGCUUUCCUCAAGUUUGCUCCAGCAUAUUUCCAGAUCAUGUCUGAAGCACUUUUCCACGAGUUACCGUCCGCAAUCGCAAAGAUGUUCGGAUUCUACCAAGUAAUUAUCAAGAAUCCUGCCACAGGGACCGAGUUUAACUGGUUUCUCUUGUUAAUGGAGAACCUGUUCUACGACCGCGUUCCGACGCGGAUCUUCGACCUCAAGGGCUCAAUGAGGAAUCGCAAGGUACAGAGCACCGGAGAACGCAACGAGGUCCUGCUUGAUGAGAACAUGGUGGAUUUCAUCUACGAGACACCGCUCUUUACCCGAGAACACUCCAAAAAACUUCUUAGCCAAAGCGUUUGGAACGACACUCUCUUCCUGGGCCGUCAAAAUGUCAUGGAUUAUUCACUCAUGAUUGCCAUCGACGAGAGCCGGUCGGAGUUGGUAGUAGGCGUUAUUGACUGCAUCCGUACCUAUACGUGGGACAAGAAAUUAGAAUCAUGGAUCAAGGACCGUGGAUUCGCUGGCGGAGGUAAGAAUCGGCCUACUGUGACCAGUCCCAAGGAAUACAAGAGUCGGUUCAGGGAGGCAAUGGCCCGAUACGUUCUUCAAGCCCCAAGUUGUUGGAGUCAAUUCCAACAGCCCCAAAUGUAUCGGUACACUCCGGUUGAGCAACCUCCAGGCCAGGCACACCAUGCGUUGGACGGUGACACUGCCGAAGGAAAUGAAUCAGGUGGUUCCUAG